CCCCCCCCCCCCUACCGGAGCGGCGGCGUCAGGAUGUAGCAGAGGAGGAGAGAUCAGAGGGAAGAGACGGUGGAGGGACGGAGGGGACAUGGGGAAGGACCAGGAGCUGCUCCAGGCCGCGAAGACGGAGGAUCUGCUGACAGCUCAGCGGCUCCUGCAGAGACCUCGGCCCGGCAAAGCCAAGCUCCUCGGUGCAACAAAGAGGGUGAACGUCAACAUCCAAGAUGCAGACGGGUUGUCACCGCUGCAUCACGCUGCUCUGAGUGGUAACAAGGAGAUGAUCUCUCUGCUGCUGGAAGCCCAGUCAGCUGUCGACAUCAAGGACAAUAAAGGUAUGCGCCCUCUACACUAUGCUGCAUGGCAAGGGAAGACUGAACCAAUGAAAAUGCUGCUGAAGGCCGGCUCAUCGGUCAAUGGCCAAUCAGAUGAGGGACAGAUCCCUCUCCACCUCUCAGCUCAGCAUGGGCACUAUGAUGGGUCGGAGAUGCUGCUACAACACCAGUCCAACCCAUGUAUCUCAGACUCAGCUGGGAAAACCCCCUUAGAUCUCGCCUGUGAAUUUGGACGUGUCGGAGUGGUACAGCUUCUACUCAGCAGUAACAUGUGUGCAGCCAUGCUGGAACCAAAACCCUCUGACCCCAACGGUGUAUCGCCUCUACACCUUGCUGCCAAGAACGGACACAUUGACGUCAUACGGCUGCUGAUUCAAGCUGGCAUCGAUAUCAACAGACAGUCUGAGUCUGGAACAGCGUUGCAUCAGGCCGCUCUCUGUGGGAAGACAGAGGUAGUGCGCCUACUGCUGGAUAGUGGCAUCAGUGCGGGAGUGAGAAACACUCUGAGCCAAACUGCCCUGGACAUUGUUAAUCAGUUCACCACCACGCAGGCCAGCAGAGAGAUCAAACAGCUACUCAGAGAUGCUUCAGCGGCGAUGCAGGUACGAGCACUGAAGGAUUACUGCAACAACUACGACCUCACCAGCCUCAACAUUAAAGCUGGAGACAUUAUCACGGUUUUGGAGCAGCACUCAGACGGACGAUGGAAGGGCUGCAUUCACGAUAACCGCACUGGAAACGACCGCGUGGGCUACUUCCCCUCCAACAUGGUGGAAGUCAUCAAGAGGGCAGGUCACGCCCCCUCCCAGCAGUGUCACACCCUCCUCCUCCGCAGGCCCAACCCCUGUCCCAUUGCCUCAGUCAACGGACACCCGUACCCCCCUUCCAAAGUCCUCCCUUUGCAUCUGCCUCCCCCCCCUCACCCCAACAUGCAGUCUCUCCCACUCUUCUCCUCUUUCGGGUACGUUCCACUUCCCAUCUCUCCUCCUUCUCUCUCCACUCCUCCUCCUCCUCCUCUCCCGAUUCCUUUUCUCUCCACUUCUCAGGAGCAGCAAAGUCAGAAAGGUUCUCGGACUACAGAGAUAAGUCCUCAAGGCUCUCCUACCCUUGGCCAGCAGAGUAGUACAAGUGAGGAUAUUUGGGUGUUACGCAAACCUCUGGCAGGAGGAGAGCGCAGCGGCAGCGUGGGCAGCAUCGGCAGCGUUCGGUCAUCAAGUAGCAUGCAGAGCUCUGGCAACACACACGUUCUGACUACACCUGCACCCAGUCCGCACCCUGCACUCACGCCAGGCGUGAACACGCACGGCCUCAAUGCUCCAGGUCUGCACGCACAAGCAGAAGGGGUCAAGCUCCUGGCCACUGUGCUGUCCCAGUCAGUCAAAGCCAAGGAACAUCUCCUGGAGCAGUCGCAGUCUGUGGAACAGUCGGCGAGUUCUUCUAGUUCUGCAGUUCAUGAACAACGAUCCUUUGAGAAGAAAGCAGAGGAGGAUGAUGGGAAAAAGCAGGCAGUAGUGGCGUGGCUGGGUGAGUUUCAGCUGCAGUUCUACACCACCCACUUCCUCACCGCGGGAUAUGAUCUAGACACCAUUAGCUGCAUGACCUCUGAGGACCUCACGGCUAUAGGGGUCAUGAAGCCUGGACAUCGCAAGAAGUUAACAUCAGAGAUCAGCAAGAUGCCGUCCAUGGGCUGGCUGCCAGACCACAAGCCUGCCAAUCUGGCAGACUGGUUGUCUCAGCUAGGCCUUAGUCAGUACUACCAAGUUCUGGUCCAGAACGGAUACGAAAACAUCGACUUUGUGUCCGAUAUCAGUCUUGAAGACCUACAAGAAAUCGGCAUUACUAAGCUCGGCCACCAGAAGAAGUUAAUGUUGGGAGUAAGGAGACUGAAGGAGCUCCAGAGAGGAGAAAGUGUCUCCGAGCCUUCUCAAAGCCACAUUUCUUCUCCAUCCAGCCCGAGAGGCAGCGUCAGCUCAGAAAGCACCGUGUCUCAAAAACAGGCCAGGAAGCAGAGGGACAGAGUCCCGAGCCCGCUGGCCAAACCCCGCCCCGGUCACACACGGACACACACGCCCCCCCACACGCCAACGCAAACUACUCCUCAAACCCCGACGCACGCUCGAACCCAGCAGGCCUCCCCGAGGGCUCGGCCGCGGCCGUCCACCCAGACGUCCACAGCGGAUUCGUCAGAGCCACUCCUCCGCCUGCCCAGUGAGGAAGAGGAGCGGCAGAGGACUCACAGUCUAAUUGGCUCUGAAACAGACUCCAGAUAUGCCACCGUGUGCCGCAGCAGCUCGGCACUUACUGCUGCCCCCAACGACAUCACUGUUAACCGAAGCCAGUCAUCUGUCACACUCCGACCCCGAAGGAAAGGUCGGCCCCCAACACCACCUAAAAGGUCCUGUUCUUCCAUUACCGGGGCUGAUGGGGAGGCAGACGGGCAAAAGGCGGGGCUUCUAGGGCUGCCGACGUACAGGGAGCGCCGUGCCAGCGACUGCGGAAGCCUGGGAUCAGUUUUGAGAGCUCAGGAAUCAGCGGGCCUGGAGAGAUCAGAGGGAGCCUCUGGGAGUGUGCGCAGCCUUGCCGCCAUGCUGGAAACAUCCAUUGUGGGUGGAGCAAAAAUUCUACCAAGGAAUAUGGGAAGCGGUGCCAACUACCUACAGGUGAGCCCGCCGAUACUUCGACGUCAAGCGGGCGCCGGUGGUCUUGGAUCUGAGGAAGACGAUGUCAUAAGUCGGCGUAGGACCAUCAGUGGAGUAGCAGAGGGUGAUCAGAUUGACCUUUCGUCUCGGCAGCCGGCACAGCCACGUCCGGAGCCCCGCCCACGCUCCACUGUGCUCACAUCCACAUCCGAACUUGCAGACGGCACGGCGACUCUCCGACGGAAGCCGCAUCCUGUGCCAACAGACGUCUCAGCAUCUGCAGCCACGGCUCCCACCACCGUUGCCGUUACCAUGGCAACCAGCUCUGAUCACAGGAGGGCGCGCACGUCUGAGCAUUCAGAAAGUGUUGAUCAAAGCAAUAACCAGGCGGAUUUUGUCAGCAGUCGAGUAAACGGGGGCCAGAAACCCGGCGGUGAGCCGCAGCAGAACGGCGGUGUGGUUCUGAGGCGGAAGCCAACGUCUGAGGUCUCUGAAAGGACGGAGGCCAGCAGGGAGAGCUGUGAGUGGAUGGAGGCCAGGAAGUCUCUGAAACCGCCCAUGUCGCCAAAACCAACCACGGCCACCAUGAAGAAGACGCAGGCUGACCCCCCGACCCCGACUCGCAGAGUUCCUAUACCCGGGCCAGAUAAUACCAACACGGCACAGAGUCCUGGAGAAUUAAAGCGCACUCCUCCUCCCGUGUCCCCGAAACCUCGUGGACCUCCAAUAGCACCCAAACCAGGCAAAGCAAUAGCAGCUUCAUCUGCAGUCAGUCCGGGUCCUGCUGCCACAACUCCACUUGCAGCCAGCCCGACUCCUUCCCACAAACCCUCCUCUCCGCUCGCUGCCUCCCCGCUCCCAGCUCCUGAUACUCCUUCUGCCCCCUCCCUCUCUCCCGGGGUCCCUCUCGCCUCACCCUCUCCGGCUCAGAGCCCUUCCACUCCUUCAGCGCACCCCGUUAAGCCCCCUCGCUCCUCAAUUGCUGGGCUCUCCUUCGACGCGCUGGGAGGGAGGGAGGCAGAGGAAGAGGAGGACAGGAGGAGAGAGGAAGAUGAGAAGAGGAGAGAGAAGGAGCACAAGAGGCACAAAGAACAUGAGGAGGAGAGUUGGAGAGCAGAGGGAGAGAAUCCGAGGGAGCUGGAGGAGAAGCCUUCAAGGAAAGAAGGAAGGACAGAGGAGAUGAAGAGUCCAAUGCAGGAAGUGGAGGAGGAGGAAGAGGAGGUGCAGCAACGACUGGAGGAGACCAGUGCUUCCUUAGCUGCAGCUUUACAGGCUGUCGAACACAAGAUGCAACAGGAAGACACCCAAAACGAUUCUCUCUCCGGCAAAAAGGCGACCGUCUCCAUCCUGGAUGACAUCGGCAGCAUGUUUGACGACUUGGCCGACCAGCUGGACGCCAUGCUCGACUGAGCUCCUGCCCACGCUCCCCUCUCCCCGACUCGUGUGUAGGUGUAUCCUGAAAGCUGUACCGAGGCUGUCGCCAGCGCUCUGAGUGUUUGCGUACGUGUGCGUAUGUGUCUCUGCAGUGUGAGCGCUUCUCAUGUAGCCUUGUACAGUGUGGCGAGAGGUGAGGAGGGGGGGGGGAGCCUUCUGCGUCACUCCGGCCCGCCUCCAGUCGCCAGGAGGCUGCUCGCGGACGACCUCUGACCUCUGCAGCACAGUGAGCCACCACCGCCUAGCCUCAGACGGCCGCGUGGGGCGAGAAGCACAACUGUUUGUUCCCCCUCUUCGUUUCAUCUCCACAGACUCUGACGCCAAGUCAGUCAGAAGGAGGCAGGAGAGCGAACCGCUCACCGAAAGAUAAGCACAUAAACAGACUGAUGGGCAGGUUACAGACAGACGAGCUGCACACAAAUGAAAUAG
This is a messenger RNA of Thalassophryne amazonica, 4834 nucleotides long. RefSeq names its product caskin-1. Bases 89 to 4381 code for a protein of 1430 amino acids. The record is from RefSeq and is a predicted model, not a curated record. Gene Ontology annotation, molecular function: protein binding. Lineage: Eukaryota; Metazoa; Chordata; Actinopteri; Batrachoidiformes; Batrachoididae. The transcript has 22 exons.